AUUGUGUUUCGUUUCGUCCCCCGUCCGUUCUCCCUCGCUUCUCUUCUCUCUCCUCUCUCUUUCCUUUCUUUUUUUUCUCUUUCUGGUUUUUGGACUGAGAAGUAGGGCUUCUGUUCCUCUGCUUCCUCGCCCCCCCUGUGCUCACUUCCCCGGCGCAUCGCCGCCCCACCGCCGGCCGUCAUACGUUUCCGGAGGGCUGGAGGGAGUUUCGUUCCAGUCGGUCUGUGAUUGGAUCGCUCCGGAGUUGGAUCUAUUGAUUCAUAGCUGAUUCUCAUUGGUGGACUAGGAUUGGGGUGCGGAUUUGGAUGUGUUGGCGGAAUCGGAUCUCCGCCAGGGAUCGCGUCGGCAUUUGUCUCGGGAUAUGGCCAAUCCUGGAGUCGGGAACAAGUUCGUGUCUGUGAAUUUGAACAAAUCUUAUGGGCAGCAACAGCAUCACCACUCGGGCUCUUAUUCCUCGAGAACUGCACGGGCGCCUAAUAGCCACCACCAUGGAGGCGGAGGGAUGGUGGUGCUUUCGCGGCCCCGUAGCUCACAGAAAGCUGGGCCAAAGCUUUCCGUACCGCCCCCCAUGAAUCUGCCAUCACUGCGGAAGGAGCACGAAAAGUUCGAUUCUUUGGGAGGAGGGGGUGGGCCCACUGGUGGCGGGGCUCCAGGUAGUGGGUUGAGGCCCAGCUCAUCUGGCAUGAGAUGGACUAAGCCUGUCACUCUUCAGGAGAAGGAGGGUUUAGGUUUACCUGUGAAGGGUGUCUCAGAUCAGGAUAUGCAUGAUGGUGGGGUUGAUGGGUUGUCGAAUAAGGGAGCAGGAUCAUCUGUUCGGUUGAGCAUUGCUAGAGCUGGAUAUGUGGCUGUGGAGAAAUCUCCGGUCUUGAGAGGUGAAGAUUUUCCUUCUUUGAGAGCUACUCUACCAGUUGCUUCUGGUCCUUCGCAGAAGCUGAAAGAUGGUUCAAUUUACAAACAGAAGCAAAUGGCGUCUGAAAUGGUGACUGCAGCUAGUGAGGCGAGGGAAGGCUCAAAUUUGAGCUCUCACGUUGAUAUGCGUCCUCAACAGAUGUCAUCUCCUUAUGGUUUUUCCAAUGGGGUCCAUGAAAAUGAGAGUGAUAAUCUCAGUUUGGGCAGUUCUCGCAUGCUUGAGCAGAGCAGAAAGCAAGACGAUUACUUUGCAGGCCCACUGCCGCUAGUCCGUUUGAAUCCAAGGUCUGACUGGGCUGAUGAUGAGCGCGAUACUGGUCAUGGUUUGAUGGACCGAGGCAAAGAUAACGGGUUUGCAAGAAGUGAGGCUUAUUGGGAAGGAGAUUUUGACGUACCCAAACCGAACUUUUUACCGCACAAAUCGGGUCAUAGUUCUUUUGACCGGUGGGCUCUGCGUGACAGUGACACUGCAAAAUUUAGUUCUACUGAAGUCCCUAAAGCAGAGUCUCAUGGCAGGGAUGUACGAAUGCCUAGCCGGGAAGGUAGGGAAGGGAACUUGUGGAGAGCAUCUUCCCCGCUUUCAAAAGAUAAUGUCAGCACGCAUGAAUCCGGGACUGACAGAAAUGGGUUUACAGGCAGGCCGUCCAGUAGGGGCAUGGAAAUGAAAAAGGACAAUAGGUAUGUCCAAUCACUCUUCCGUGAUGGUGUGCAGAAUGAUGUUGGAAGGAAUGGCCAAGGAGGGAAGCUGCCAUGGAACAACAGUAGGGAACGUUAUGGCAGUGAUCAUAGUGUCCAGAACAAUCUGACGUCCAAAGCUUCGAUUGGCGUUAAGGUCCCUCCUUUCAAUGAGAUAGGGCCCAACAAAUAUUCUAAAGAGAAACGUCUCAUUUCGAAGAGUGAGAAGCCAUAUGCAGAGGACCCUUUCCUCAAGGACUUUGGUGAUGGCUGGGAUCCUGUUUCUGGAAAUAUCUUGGGGGUGGUUAAAAGGAAAAAGGAUGUGCUUAAAGAUACUGAUUUUCAUGAUCCUGUGAGGGAGUCGUUUGAGGCUGAACUGGAGAGAGUUCAGAAGAUGCAAGAGCAGGAACGACAGAGAAUUAUUGAAGAACAAGAAAAAGCUUUGGAGCUAGCCCGCAGGGAGGAGGAGGAGAGAGCAAGGCUGGCUAGAGAGCAGGAAGAAAUGCAGAGAAGGCUGGAAGAAGAAGCCCGGGAAGCUGCGUGGAGAGCAGAACAAGAAAGAUUGGAAGCCUUUCGCAAAGCUGAAGAACAGAGGAUAGUCAGGGAGGAGGAGAAGCGUAGAAUAGUCAUGGAGGAGGAAAGGAGAAAACAGGCUGCGAAGCAGAAGCUUUUGGAGCUGGAGGAAAGGAUUGCCAAAAGACAGGCUGAUACAACGUUGGCAGAUGAGAAAGUCUCAGACUUGCCUAAAGAAAAAGAUAGUUCUAGGUUGAGAGAAACAGAAAGUUUCGUGUCAGAUGGGGGUGAUUGGGAGGAUACUGAGAGAAUGGUAGAGAGGAUCACGACUCCAGCAUCUUCUGAUUCGUCUAGCUUUAAUAGACCAUUUGCUAAUUUGUCUAGAGAUAGCUCUUCUUCUAUCUUGAUAGAUAGGGGAAAACCUACCAAUACAUGGAGGAGGGACCGGUUUGAGAAUGGCAACAGCUCGACCUUUGGCAUGACGGAACAGGAGAGCAGCCUUUAUGGUCCCAGACGCGAUGCAUCAUUUGGAGGAAAAUCAUUUGCCAGGAAAGAGUUCAAUGGGGGAGCUGGAUUUGGGACGUCCCAGACCUAUGGUAAAGGGGGGGCCUCUGAGCUUCAGAUGGAUGCCUAUUCUCAAAUGAGAGGGCAGAGGUGGAAUCUUGUUGAUGGAGAUCCUUUCAACAGGAACAUUGAUGUUGAUCCCGAAUUUCCGGAGAAUCUUGCUGAUAAAUUUGGUGACGCAUGGGAACAGGGUCGUCCUCAUGCCAAUGCUUAUUCUUUGUACCCUGAGCAGUACUAUCGCCACCCUGAGGCAGAUGGUUCCUAUUCUUUUGGGAGGUCAAGGCACUCUAUGAGGCAGCCCCGAGUUCCUCCUCCUCCAACACUGGCCUCCGCGAAUAACAACAAGAACACUCAUAGGGGUGAAAUUGAACGACCUGGGCCCUCGAGUUUCACAGGCGAUGUGCCAUACCAUAGUACUGGAAGAAGAGAACCCACUAUACAGGUGGAUUAUCGCAGUGGUCGUCAAGAGAAUGUUGAAGUGGAAUCAGUUGACUCAGUGGUUGAACCGAAGCCAGGUCCAGAAACAGCACCAAGGUGUGAUUCCCAGUCCUCUCUAUCUGUUUCAAGCCCCCCUGAUUCUCCUGUUCAUCUCUCUCAUGAUGACUUGGAUGAAUCUGGGGAAUAUCCUGUGAAAUCUGCUGCCGUAGAAGAUGAGGACUUCCUUAUGACAGGGAAAGCAGGGCAGGCAAAUAUCAUGACUGUUACAAGCUCUGUUUCUAGUGGCAUUGAUGAUGGAGAGUGGGCUUUGGAGAACAGUGCAGAACUACAGGAGCAAGAAGAAUAUGAUGAAGAUGAAGAGGGAUAUAGGGAAGAUGAAGUGCGGGAAGGAGAAGAUGAGAAUGUCCAUCUCUCUGAGGAAUUCGAGGGCAUGCAUUUGGAGGAUAAAGCUUCAGCCCAUAUGAUGGACAGCUUAUUAGGGUUUAAUGAGGAUGUUGGAGUACGGAUAUCAGAUAAUGAGUUAGAGAUUAGCUCACAGAAGGAGGUCAGUACAUUUCCUGCACAAGCAGUUAGUGCAGAAGAGAAGGAAUCAUUUGAGAGGGAUGCACAACCUCAUUUACAUGCUGAUGGUUCUUCUCAAGUGACUCUUGACCAGCAGGAAACUGAGACAGGCUUGCAAGCUGCAGUUAUUAAGGCCAAUGAUGAGACAGAUGAUAAUUCUAGGAGCCAUGCUCUAUCUGCCCAUCAGGCUGCUCCAUCUAGUACUGCUAGCUUACCCUCUCAGUCAGCUGGGCAUACUCUGAUGCCCUCCCCACCCGCUUUUCCAACUCAGGCUGAAAUACCUGUUAAGCUUCAGUUUGGACUGUUCUCUGGUCCUUCAUUGAUUCCAACCCCAGUUCCUGCAAUACAGAUUGGUUCUAUUCAGAUGCCUCUUCAUUUGCAUCCCCAAUCACUUGGCCACCCUUCACAGCCUCCACUCUUCCAGUUUGGACAGCUGAGGUAUACAUCCCCUAUUUCCCCUGGAGUUGUGCCAUUAGCUACUCAGUCGAUGUCCUUUCUGCAUCCAAGUGUCCCUGCAAACUUCCCUUUAAGCAAGAAUCCAGGUGGACCAGUGUCAAUGCAGUCUGGGGACGUUGCCUCUGCUCAGAAUCUGGAUAAACUGAAUAUUUCGGGGGGUUCUCAACAAGGCACUGUUACCAGGCCUUCAGAUCUAUCUCAAGGGAAUCUGCCUAAAGAAGCAAAUAUGUUUCCAGCCAGAGAUAAAGGAGAUAGCCUUGUGAUGAUACAACAGGGUCGUAUUGAGCAUCCUAUUGGGGACGGCAACAAUAUGUCUAAAUUCCAAGCAAAGGAGCAGGAGGGCAACAAGGACGUUGCGAAGAACUUUCAAUCCUUGUCGAGCUCAAAAGAAUGGGAGGGUCGGGCCCAGAUGGGAACGGCACCACCCCAGCCUGGUAAACAAGAGAAGGAUUUUUCUGGUUCGAAGGGUCAUGGCUCUAUGACCAACAGCAGAGGGAAACAUUAUGUCUUUAAGGUUAAAAAUGUUCCAACAAAACUGGCUUUUCCAGAUUCUGAGGCUUCUCAGUUGGAUGGUGCUGGACAUCAGAGGAGACAGCGUCGCACGGUCAAGAGAGCAGAGUUUCGAAUUCGAGAUAAUGGUGAGAAGGGGCAAUCUACUGUAUUUGGUUCAGUGGAUCACUUGGGGCUGGGUGAUAAAUCAAAUAUGAAUGGAAGAAAUGCUGUUGGCCCUGCAAGGAGUGGUUCGAGGAAGGCUAUCAUAACAAAUAAAGCUUCCAAACACACUUUAGAAUCAGAAGGCAGGGUAGCAGUUUCAGGCAAUAUUCAAGAGUUGGGUUCUGGAGGUGGGGCUGAGAUGGGCUCUAGGAAGGAAUCGUUGAUAAAAGCCCAGAUGGUUCAGCAGUCACGUUCCAUUGAAGGAAGCUCUAAGAGGGACACUCGUGAAGAAGAUGUUGAGGAUUCUCUGCAGAGUGGUGUUGUGCGUGUUUUCAAGCAACCCGGAAUAGAAGCUCCAAGCGACGAAGAUGACUUCAUUGAGGUGAGGUCAAAGAGGCAAAUGCUAAAUGAUAAGCGUGAGCAGCGAGAAAAAGACAUCAAGGCAAAGUCUCGGGUCUCCAAGGUAUCUAGAAGAUCUCGUUCUUCGUCCAACACUAGUGUUUCUGGCAGCUUGAAAACAACUGCUCCCAGAGGUGAGGGGACAAGAAGUAGCAUUCGAACUGAUUUUGCUGGCACUGAAGGACACGAGCUUGCAGAUUUUGAAGUUUCUUCUGGUUUUAAUCCCACUGUGUCAUCGCAACCAUUGGCUCCAAUUGGCACCCCUCCUGCCAGAAGUGAGGCCUCGGCUGAUUUGAGGUCACUCAAGACCAGCUCCCUCCCUUUUGCAUCUGGCACUGGUCAGACCUUUGUGGGAGGCCCUGGUUUGGCAUUCACUGACAAAAAUGUGGACGAUAUCCAGACAUCUAUGGACACGUGGGCAAGUCCUGGGAGUAAUCAGCCGGUUAUGGCCUUGACACAGUCUCAACUUGAUGAAGCCAUGAAGCCGGCAAACUUUGAUUCCCGUAUCUCAGUUGGAGAUCAUACCAUUGCUUCCAGUGAGCACAUUAUAUCUUCAUCUUCGAUGUUGUCAAAGGAUAAGCAAUUUUCCUCUGCAGCUAGUCCAAUAAACUCCCUUCUUGCUGGGGAGAAAAUACAAUUUGGUGCAGUUACCUCUCCAACAGUUCUCCCUCCGAGCACCCAUUUGGGUUCACAUGGCAUUGGGCCUCCAGGGCCAUGUCAACCGGAUAUCCAAAUUCCUCAUAAAAUCCCCCCAAAAGAGAACAAUUGCAGUCUUUUCUUUGAGAAAGAGAAGAACUCAGAUGAGUCCAAUGCCCAUUUGGAAGAUUGUGAGGCAGAAGCUGAAGCAGCUGCUUCAGCUGUUGCUGUUGCUGCCAUCAGCAAUGACGAAAUUAUUGGGAAUGGACUCGGGAAUCACUCUCUUUCUGUUUCAGAUACCAAAUCUUAUGGGGCAGCAAAUGCAGAUGGAAUUGCAGCAGGUGUCGCUGGUGAUCAGCCGUCAGCAAAUCAGUCAAGAGCAGAAGAACCUCUAAGUGUUUCUCUUCCAGCUGAUCUUUCUGUUGACACCCCUCCAAUAUCCUUGUGGCCACCGCUGACACCUCCACAAGCCACUUCAAGCCAGAUGCUCUCGCAUUUUCCCGCUGGCUCGCCUUCCCAUUUUCCCUUCUAUGAUAUGAAUGUGAAUGCAAUGAUGGGGAGCCCAAUCUUCGCAUUUGGGCCGAAUGAGGAUUCUUCUGCAGCUGGCCAGUCACAUGCACAGAAGAGUGGCGGACCCAGUUCAGGGCUGCAUGCCACCUGGCACCACUCUGGUGUGGACUCAUUUUACGGUGGUCCCACAGGGUUUACUGGUCCUUUCAUCGGUCCUGGAGGGAUACCAGGUGUUCAAGCCCCACCCCAUAUGGUUGUCUAUAACCAUUUUGCGCCAGUCGGUCAGUUUGGACAAGUUGGCUUGAGUUUCAUGGGCACCACAUUUAUCCCAUCAGGAAAGCAACCUGACUGGAAACACAAUCCGGCUGGACCUUGCACCACUUUAGGAGAAGGGGAUGUGAACAACAUGAACGUUGUAUCUGCACAACGGAAUGCAAUGAGCAUGCCAUCUCCGAUCCAGCAUCUUGCCCCUGGGUCUCCUCUCCUGCCCAUGGCUUCUCCUUUGCCUAUGUUUGAUGUCUCUCCUUUCCAGUCUUCUGCUGAGGUGCCGGUCCAUGCUCGGUGGUCUCCUCUUCCAUCCUCGACGCUUCAGUCCGUUGCAAUGUCAGUGCCUAUGCAGCAACAAACAGAAGGCAUGCUCCUUCCCCUAUCUCCUCAAUAUCCCAAUAACAACAAUAACAAUGCGCUGCCUCCUGUGGACCAAUCAGUAGCAACCAACCGGCCUGCCGACGGCAGUCGAGAUUUCCCCAUUGCUGCAACCACGGAUUCGACUGCGACCCAGCUGCCCGAUGAGCUCGGGCUACUCGAGGAUCCUUCGGGUCCCUCUUCCUCCAGGCCUUCGAAACAGGUUGGUGCUGCUUCAAAAAGGAGUGCCGAUUCUGGCAACACCGGAGCCCAAAACAACAAUAAUAACCAGAUCGGGAACUCUGCCUCCGCUCCGUUGAGUAACCGUCCGAGGAAUUCCCAGCACUACGGGGGCUCUUCUACCUCCUCUUCUUCUGUGUAUAGCAACAACUACCACCGAAGGGGAGCAGGAUUCCAAGGGGGAGGAAGGAAUCAUUCCUUCGGCGUGGACAAAGGCUAUUCUUCUUCCACCUCAAGGGUGAAGCAAAUCUACGUGGCUAAGCAGAGAAACCAGUCGGCUACGUCAUGAGGAGCAAGCAAGAAUUGGGAAUAAUAAUACGACAGCAGCAGGGUUGCGGCCCAUGCGAAGAAUCAUCCUACAUUGAAGUGCUCCCUCUCUUUUUGGGGGGGGCGCACCUGAAGCUCGAGCUCCAUCCCGAUUUAUUUGUCAGUGUAAGAUUUUAUUUUUCUUCUUCCUCAUUUUCUCUUUGUCGAUUAUUGUUAUUAUCUAUAUAGAGAUUUCCCCACAAGGGAUCUGCUAAUGCAGGAAGUGGAUGAUUAUAAGCCAAUUUUUGGGAGGGUGUAGGGGGUUUUGGUGUUUGUCGUGGAUGUGGUGUUUAAGAAUACCGUUCAUUUUCGGGAAAAAGGAGAAGGCGCUGUUACUCUCAACGGUUUGGAUUUAACAAGCAGAUUGCAUUUACUCUGUUGGUGAAUUGUUAA
This is a messenger RNA of Punica granatum (pomegranate), 7878 nucleotides long. NCBI's taxonomy places the organism in Eukaryota, Viridiplantae, Streptophyta, Magnoliopsida, Myrtales, Lythraceae. The record is from RefSeq and is a predicted model, not a curated record.